This is a messenger RNA of Hibiscus syriacus, 1710 nucleotides long. RefSeq lists its product as uncharacterized. Lineage: Eukaryota; Viridiplantae; Streptophyta; Magnoliopsida; Malvales; Malvaceae. The record is from RefSeq and is a predicted model, not a curated record. Bases 1 to 1710 code for a protein of 569 amino acids. The transcript has 4 exons.
AUGAAGGUAGAGGUAGGCGUUAAUGAACCAAAAAGGUUAGAGGUUAAAAAAUCUUCUAAUACUACGGAUAACUUUCAAAUUAAUGUUGCUACUUCUGAGGAUUCUCUCCAAAACACUGUUGAUGAAAUUGAUCUUAAUUGCUUAGAGCCUACUGUUUCUAAGGGAACGGGUAAACCCGCUCCACCUAUUGUUAUUAAGAAGAGUCGGGGCAGACCAUCAAAAAAUAAGGACAAUGCCUCAUUUUCAGGCUCUAACAACAUAUUUGCAUUGCUUAACUCAGAUGAUGAGAAUCUAAUUAAUCUAGAAAAUCGGCAAAGGAAAUCUAGGGCAGCAUCACUGGGUGUUGUAGUCUUAGUGAAUGAGCUCAAAUCAAAGAAGAAAAAACAUCUUGAUAGAGCUAAAGGACUUACUUGCAUUACUGUAAGAGGAUCCUAUCUUGGUUUACCUUUUUUUAUUUCGGCUAUUUAUGGGAGUAAUGAUGGGAUCGCUCGUAGACAACUCUGGAAUAAGUUAAAGGAAGUUGAAGCUGCUAUUAGCAAGGCUCCUUGGGUCCUAGGUGGGGACUUUAAUAUCAUCUUGCAAUCAUAUGAAAGCUCUGACCAUAUAGUCUUUGGUCAUUAUCUUACUUCUGAAAUGCAAGAUUUUCAAGAUCUUGCUUAUGAUCUUGAACUCCAAGAUCAUCCAUACUUUGGGCCAACUUUUACUUGGAGUAACAAGCAACAUCUUUCUUUUCUAGCAAGGAAACUUGACAAGGUUAUGAUUAAUUCAAGCUGGGUUUCUUCUUUUCAACAAUCGUUUGUUGAAUUCCUUGCUCCCGGUAUCUCCGACCAUUUAAAUCAAUCUUGGACACAAUUUGCUCAAGGCAAUCCUAUGCAAAUUAUCUUCACCAAACUUAAAAGGCUCAAAGAUUGCCUUAGAAGAUUCAACAAGGAAAACUACGGUAACCUCUCGGAUCGAGUUAAAAUCAAGAGAAGUGAGUUGGACCAACAACAACUCCUCACUUUAAAAGGAGAAAAAGCUAUUGAAAAAGAAUUGUUACUGCAAAAAGAGCUUAAAAAUCUGGAAGAUGCAGAGGCUAUUCUUGUCAAAGAAAUCACUAGAGCUGAAAUCCAUAAAGUUGUUCUUAGUCAAGGUAACGAGAAAGCCCCGGGACCCGAUGGAUUUACUUCCUCUUUUUUCAAGUCUUCUUGGUCCAUAGUGGGAGCGGAUGUUAUUGCAGCAGUAAAAUUUUUCUUUCAUCAUGCAUCUAUCCAUCCGGCUUUCAACUCUACAAUUAUUUCUCUUGUUUCAAAAAUUCCAAAUCCAAGUGUUGUUAAAGACUUCCGGCCAAUCUCCUGUUGUUCCGUGAUUUACAAGAUUAUCACAAAAAUCAUUGUAAGAAGAUUGAUUGAUUUCCUUCCUGACAUUAUCUCUUUGAAUCAAACAUCAUUCAUUAGAGGUCGAAGCAUCAUUGAUAAUACCCUCCUUGCACAGGAGAUGGUUAGAGGUUAUGGAAGGAAAUCCAUCUCUCCGAGAUGCUCUCUAAAAAUUGAUCUCCAUAAAGCUUUUGACUCCAUUCAUUGGGGCUUUAUUUCGGAUAUUCUCAAAGCUCUUAAUCUUCCCCAUCUUUUCAUUGCUUGGAUCGAAGCUUGUAUCUCUCAAGCAAGAUAUUCAAUUUCUUUUAAUGGGACUCUUAUCGGUUAUUUUAAAUGUGCAAGAGGUCUUAGAUAG